Colletotrichum destructivum is the source of this 1390-nucleotide messenger RNA. Its product is annotated as Putative phosphoribulokinase/uridine kinase, P-loop containing nucleoside triphosphate hydrolase. Gene Ontology annotation, cellular component: cytoplasm. Gene Ontology annotation, molecular function: kinase activity; ATP binding. Lineage: Eukaryota; Fungi; Ascomycota; Sordariomycetes; Glomerellales; Glomerellaceae. The record is from RefSeq and is a predicted model, not a curated record. Bases 471 to 1199 code for a protein of 242 amino acids. The transcript has 3 exons.
UCCCCACAGUCCGGUCGAUCGGUCGGCGACCCAAGACGUUGCAAAGGCGACCUAAAACUCACACCGAUUGGCUCCGUCCUGAGGGUCUUCAGUUCGACUUUAUGAUUGAAAGUUCGAAGUUUCUUUUUUUUCUUUUUUUUUUCUCGAAAACAAAGUACACUCUGAGUUGAUUAGUCGCUGCGAGCCUGGGCGUGUGAGCCAAGAAGAGAUAUGCACCUAAAAGAACCGCCUCGCGCAACCCUUUUUUCCAGCAAGUCCUGCCGAGCCGUUCCCCAAAAAAUGACAUCAAGCCGCAUGGCGGGGUUAGUGGGGCCUUUGUUUGCACUUAGCUGGGCCGUUAGGGUAGCUUGGUGAAGCUCCGCCGUGGAAUCUUCAAUUGACUUCAAACGUUCCAGCUCCCAUCUGUUUGCGCUCUACCCCCCCUUAACUCGACAACAGAACCAACCCCCUUUCUUUCACAUCGGGAUGAGAUGGAGCAACAAGUGGCAAGGCUCGUAGACAAGGCCUGGGACAAGUUCCAAAGGACACCGGCCGACCAGCGCCUCCUGAUUGGAAUCUCGGGCAUCCCGGGCUCAGGGAAAACAACCCUCUCCCAGAUGGUCACAACUCGCCUCAACGCCCGCACCGCGACGCUUGACCCUUCUGACCCUUCCCGUGCGGCGCGGCCACCGGCAGCCUUCGUCCCCAUGGAUGGGUACCACCUCACCCGCGCUCAGCUCUCAGCCAUGCCAGACCCGGACACCGCCCACGCCCGCCGCGGCGCCGUAUACACCUUUGACGGCGCAGCCUUUCACAGACUCGUCGUUUCCCUCCGCGAGCCCCUGCGCGCCGACUCCUCCCCGGUCUACGCCCCGAGCUUCGACCACGCCAUCAAGGAUCCCAAAGCCAACGACAUCGCUGUCCAGCCCUACCACCGCAUUGUCAUCUUCGAGGGAAACUACCUCGCUCUCGACAAGCCGCCGUGGAGCGACGCUGCGAAGCUUAUGGACGAGCUUUGGUUCGUAGAUGUCGACUUCGAGGUCGCGAGAAAACGCCUGGUUCGCAGACACGUCAAGGCCGGUAUUGCCAAGGACGAGAUCGAGGCCGAUAAGAGAGCAAGGGAGAAUGACUUAGUCAACGGAAAGGAAAUUGUAGACUACCGUCUAGAUGUCCAUGAGGUAAUUGUCAGUCGGGAAGACGACGAAUGGGUUCAUUCAUGAAUGGGGAUCGUAGGUCAGCGGUUGCAACAUGCCGUUCAGUGAAAGGGUGCUUGGUCCACCUAUUUUCAGCAGAACUGAUGGAGAGACUCAAUUAUCUGAUGUCUAUCCUCUUAUGACAGUUUCGUUCGGAGAUGACCCCGGCUAUUCCGGGAUUAUCUCAGGCUCGAAAAAUCUCUCGUUGCGAACAGACA